CCUCGCUCGCCCUAAGAUCAUGAGCAAGGCGCUCGACACGACCGAGAAGACGGCGACGUACUCUACUGGUGGGGACGAGCCGAACGAGGCCGUCGUCGGCUACAUGCAGGCGCAAAUUGGUCCCGACUCGACCGACGACGAGCUGCUCGCGUACAUCAUCGACCCAGCCGAGGAGAAGGCGCUUCUACGGCGACUUGACUCGUUCAUCGCGCCCAUGGUGGCGAUCCUGUACCUCAUCUCCUUUCUCGAUCGGUCUAAUGUCGGCAACGCGGCCACGGGCGGCAUGUUCGACGAUAUCAACGCGCCGUCAAACGGCUUGAGCCUCGCCACGAGUCUCUUCUACUGCACCUACGUCACGUUCGAGCCGAUGUGGACGACUCUCCUCAAGUCGGUCCGCCCGAGCAUCCUCCUGCCUGCCGUCACCGUGGUCUGGGGCGGCGUCGUCCUCGGCAACGGCUUCAUCACCAACUUCCCUUCCCUCAUCGCCCUACGACUCGUGUUGGGCUUUCUAGAGAGCGCGUUAACCCCGUGCCUCUUCCUUAUCCUCACCUUCUUCUACUGCCGCAACGAGCUCGGUACUCGCACCUCGUACAUGUUCGUCUCGGCGGCCACGGCCGGCGUCGUCGGCGGCUUGAUCGCGGCAGGGCUUCUCAAGAUGGACGGCCUGCAAGGUUUGGCAGGUUGGUCGUGGCUGUACAUCGUCGAGGGCGCCAUCACUAUCGCGAUUGGCGCAACCAGCUACUUCUUCAUCGCCGACUCGCCCGAGACCGCCUGGUACCUCUCGCCGCGGCAGAAGCUCCUCACCCGUGUUCGCAAAGUUCAGAGCAAGCAGUACAACGGCGACGAGUCGUUCAGCUGGGUCGAGGUCCGCAAGGCCUUUUCUGAGCCCCUCAUCUGGGUCUCGGGCGCGAUGCAGCUCGGCUUCGACGUGACCCUGUACGGCGCCUCGACCUUUUUCGUCGUCAUCGUGCGCGGAUUCGGGUACUCUACCAUCGACUCGCAGCUCCUCACCGCGCCCAUCUACGCCUGGGCCGCCAUCGUCUACUUGACGUGCGCGCAUUUCGCCGACAAGAAAGACGUCCGGUUCUGGCUCAUCCUCCCGACCUGCCUCGUCACCUGCGUCGGCUACAUCAUCCUCAUUGCCGCCAAGGAGUCGACCGGAGCAAAGCUCUUUGCGUGCUUCCUCGUCGCGACCGGCGUGUACACCUCGGUCGGCCUCAACGUCUCCUGGAAUUCGGCUAAUAUCGCAGGCGCGAGGAAGCGCUCGACAGGCAUCGGCCUUCAGCAGCUGAUCGGCAACUGCGGCGGCAUCGUCGCCGGCCAAAUCUACCGGUCGCAGGACAAGCCAUACUACCGCCUCGGGCACGCCGUGUCGCUCGCGUCGAUGGUCUGGGGCAUCUCGUGGAUGCUCGUGUACCUCUACAUCGUCAAGAGCCGCAACGCCAAGAAAAUGGCGAUGACUGAGGAGGAGAAGGAGGAGCAGGACCGCAACGGCGUGACGGGCGAUCGCCACUGGUCGUUCACGUACGUCUUCUGAGACGAGAAGGGGGCGUACAUGGUGUCUUUGUCGGUCUGUGUGCAUCAGUGACCCUGUUUACAUUC
Rhodotorula graminis WP1 is the source of this 1602-nucleotide messenger RNA. RefSeq lists its product as uncharacterized. Gene Ontology annotation, cellular component: membrane. Gene Ontology annotation, biological process: transmembrane transport. The coding region runs from base 20 to 1537 and encodes 505 amino acids. The record is from RefSeq and is a predicted model, not a curated record. Gene Ontology annotation, molecular function: transmembrane transporter activity. The transcript is spliced from 8 exons. Lineage: Eukaryota; Fungi; Basidiomycota; Microbotryomycetes; Sporidiobolales; Sporidiobolaceae.